CUCUUCCUGUGUGUUAUUUCACAAACAAAAAUUCAUGGAUGAUGUCUCAACUGUUUGAGGAAGAAUUGAUUUCCUGGAAUCAAAAACUGCAAGGUAAGUGUCAUAAGAUUCUACUCAUGCUGGAUUAUUGCCCCGCAUACCUAAAAAUAGAACACAAACUGAGUAACAUUAAACUUGUGUUUCUUUCACCAAACACUACAAUUGUGCUUCAGCCUAAGGACCGAGGUGUAAUUUGGAAUCUUAAAUGCCACUAUAGAAAGUUAAUUUUGAUACAAGUAAUACAGGGCUUUGAAAACAGAGGCCAGAAUAGAGUUUCUCUCCUGGAUGCUAUAAGAUGUUUAUCCAUAACAUGGAAUCAAUUUAUGCCGGAAACAAUUGGAAACUGCUUCCAUCACACAAAAUUUUUAGAUGCAGCUACAAGCUUGGACUCCAAAGAACCUGAAUGGUACGAUGAGAUCAAUACUGAAAUUAUCUCAAAUGCAGAGGGAGAUGCAACAAUAUAUUCAAACAAUGACAUUAUAACCAGUGCAACAAACUCUGAUGCUGAUAUCUUAGUGGAAGUGCAAGAGGAAGCUAGCAAUUAUGAUGAUAUGGAAAAUGGUUAUGAUAACUAUAAAGAGUUUGUAAAUUUGAAACCUGUUCCUAUGCUAAAUGAAACAAUUUCCACUUAAAAAAAAACUUGAUUCUUCAAACCUUCUUCCCAAACAGAAGACAUGAUAUUUGCUAUUCUUUUCCCAUCUCCAGAAUGAUUUAAAUAACAUGUAUUGAAAAAUGCCAAAGACUCAAAGCAAAAUUACUGACGUUUUUAAGCAUUAAAAGCAAUGAAUGUGUAAUGUAUAAUGUGUAGUGUAAUAAAGUAUAAGUGCAUUAAUGCAUACAGUUGUCAUACUGUAUUUUUACAUGCUUAGCUCAGAAACAUUAGAACCCAGCUAUAACUUAAGCCCAGUUAUAAUGACAUAAAUAAGAUGGUCCUUUGAAUGUCAUUAUAAUCAAGUUCAGCUAUAAUUAGAACUAGGACAUCACACGACUUUCAUGAUAUUCACAACAUUUAUUUCACAAUGCAGUAGAUUGAAAGCCAAUGUUAGACUUUUCAGUGUGUUUACAAUUUCAGUGUAUUGUAUCUCAUUACACAUUUGAUUUAAAUUAUCCAAGUAUAUAAGUUUUAUAUGUUUUGAUUGAGUACAUGUACUUUGGCUUAAGGGUAGUAGUGCUUCAAACUAUACAGAACCUUGAACUAUCAUGACUCUAUUGUGUAUGAUUUCUUAACUGUGUAUCUAAUUUUUAUUUUUGUAUUUCAAUGAUAAAGUUAGGUAGAUAAAGAAUUAAAAU
Molecule: messenger RNA, 1329 nt
Organism: Centruroides sculpturatus (bark scorpion)
Lineage: Eukaryota; Metazoa; Arthropoda; Arachnida; Scorpiones; Buthidae
Product: tigger transposable element-derived protein 2-like
Exons: 1
Coding region: 39-671 (210 amino acids)
Molecular function (GO): nucleic acid binding
Source: RefSeq, a predicted model, not a curated record